CAUUUACAUGCAUCCGUAUAUUAUUAUUUUUCUUACCAAGAGUUAAUCUCAUUCGUUAAAUAAUUGGAGUACAAACUCAGCCUAUUAAUAGUAGUCUUUUACUCGGUAAAUAAAGAGUGUCAAAAUAUCUUUUGAAACCAAACACUUUUACACAUGCAUAAAUGGAUGCAGGUUUCAGGAAGGAGCAACUGAAGGUUCAGGUGACAUCAGCUGGAAACCUGAGGAUAAGUGGAGAAGGUCCCAUUGUCAGGGACAACAAAAUCAGCCGGUUCUGCCAUGAAGUCCACGUUUCAUCGACAUCGUAUGACAUUGGUGGGAUCACGGCAAAGUUCGAAGGUGGCGUACUUCGGAUCAAACUCCCCAAGAUCAAGCAGCGACAGGAAUCUGAGCCUCUGAAGAAGCCAGAUGAACAAGUGUUACAGAAAGAUCAAACGGACUCAGGACCGAAUGCGAAACAACCUGAAGCUAACCAGCUAAAUGAUCCGAAAGUUUCAGCAACAGGUGAUCCUGGAAAUGGUAGUUUGGAGGAUCACAAGACUACUCCUCAGGAUGCUGAAGCUGAGAAGCAGGAAACAACAACUCAAGGUUCUUCACCUGGUGUAGUGUUGCAUUACAGGGAGUUCUUUGAUGGGUUCGUGACGAAGUUGAAGAUGAUUAAGGGGAGCGAAUCGGCAGGGAUCGUCAUGGCGGCUGGUUUGAUGGGUCUGGUAGUGGGAUUUUGCCUGGAAAAGGCUGUCAGGUGUUCCAGGGAGGAAUAGGGGAUGCAGCUUCUUAAAGAAUGCUUUAAAGAUGUCCAAUUUGGUUUUCAGGAAUUGGUUUGAAAUGGUGUAUGUUUGUAAACAUACUGAGAAAACAUCAUUGCAAUAAUAAAAUAAAUACCCUGCAGUUUUCGGGGACGAAAUGGAUAAACUGGAAUCCAGUUG
Molecule: messenger RNA, 923 nt
Organism: Linum trigynum
Lineage: Eukaryota; Viridiplantae; Streptophyta; Magnoliopsida; Malpighiales; Linaceae
Source: the annotation of a GenBank genome assembly